Molecule: messenger RNA, 1339 nt
Organism: Cuscuta epithymum
Lineage: Eukaryota; Viridiplantae; Streptophyta; Magnoliopsida; Solanales; Convolvulaceae
Source: the annotation of a GenBank genome assembly
CAAGGGGAAUGUCAAUUGUCCCAAAAACCUCGUCCUCGAAGUCGAACCAAAGCAAACUAUAUUUCCCUUCCAGACUAACAACCAGCCAAUAGUACUUCCCUUUCGAAGAAAAAUCCUGGUCAGCGUACUCUUGCACAUCUGGAACCCCAUAAAUUUGUCUCCAAAUCCACGAACCAUCCCUGAUUUGGCUGCAAACCAUUGCCACUUGGUAACCAUAAUUUUCAUCACUAAAUUCAAAUUUCCAUAGCAUGACAACUUUCCAGGUCAUGUUGUUAGAAAUCCCGAAUCCAAUCUUUUGAUCCAGCUCAUAAUUGAUCCUUGAAGGAGCAGAGGUUAAGGAAUGUUCGGAGGACCUCAAAAUAGAAGCACCAGCGUGCUCUAUUUCGGCGGACAUGGUGGACGCAGCUGCUUCACCGUACUAUCUUGACUCCGGUGUCCAACCGGGAACUCUCAUUACCCAUGUAAUCUUCAACGGGGAUGGUAGAAGCCGUAGCAAGGCACUGUCUGCUGGCCGUGGAGGGGAGGUUGGGACAUAUGCAGUGACACCGAACCUACUGCCGGCAGGUGAAGGGAGCUCUUCCACAAAUACAGGGAGUAAUGGUCUAGCUAAUUUGACCAGUGAGCAGGUGCAAGCCCUCCUAAAUUUAAUAAAUGCUGAUACUCGUUCUUGUGAUCGGAUGUCAGAUAAGUACUCUUCUCUUAAUUGGAUUAUUGAUACGGGGGCUUCGCACCAUGUUACGGGGGAUGUCACAUGUCUUACUAAUCCAGUCAAAAUUCCUGCAUGUCCGGUUGGUCUGCCAUAUGGGCGCAACGUGGCUGCGGUUUUAUCUGGCCAAGUAUUAUUGUCUAAGGAGCUUAUGCUUGAUCAUGUUCUUUAUGUGCCUGGACUUAACUGUCAUCUCAUUUCAAUUUCACAGUUAACAGAUCAAUCUGCUUGUCUUGUCACUUUUACUCAUAACUUUUGUGCUAUACAGGACCUACGCUCGAGGAACCUGAUUGGAGUUGGUGAACGACGGGAUGCGCUCUUUUAUUUCAGAGGGGUACCGGCACUACACACUGUUCAAACUUCGGCAUCAUCAGAAUUUGAGCUAUGGCAUCGUCGUUUGCUGGGUCAUCCUUCUGAUCGGGUCCUACAAUUAUUGCCUGCUGUUUCUAGUUCUUCUCAGAAAAAAUUGAAUAAAGCUUGUGAGGUGUGUCCACAGGCAAAACAAGUUCGUGACUCUUUUCCUGUUAGUAAUAAUAAAGCUAGUAGGAUUCCUGAACUUAUUCGUGACUCCCUCCACCUGUGAUGCCAUAUAUUUUCUAACCUUGGUGGAUGAUUUUUCUCGUGCUGUUUAGG